Molecule: messenger RNA, 1358 nt
Organism: Pteropus alecto (black flying fox)
Lineage: Eukaryota; Metazoa; Chordata; Mammalia; Chiroptera; Pteropodidae
Gene: SPSB2
Product: splA/ryanodine receptor domain and SOCS box containing 2
Exons: 3
Coding region: 198-1088 (296 amino acids)
Biological process (GO): proteasome-mediated ubiquitin-dependent protein catabolic process; intracellular signal transduction
Cellular component (GO): SCF ubiquitin ligase complex
Molecular function (GO): protein binding
Source: RefSeq, a predicted model, not a curated record
GGCCGGCGGUCUGCGGGCUGCCCCGGCGCGCCUCGGCGACUUUCGGCGGGUCUUCUCUUGAGGCCCAGCAACCUCCCAGCCUGGGGAGCCAAGCGAGGUUCGGGAGCGGUGACGCGGGCACGGGGCGGGCGAGAGGGACGAUCCCUGGAGAGGCCCGAAGGGAGCGAACUCGCGAGCAUCUCGGGAGACCGGGACAGAUGGGUGAGGGCAAGGUCAAUCCUGAACGGGAACGUAACUUGCAGAAGAGAGACGCCCCAGCAAGACUCUUUCGGGGAGACUUCUGGCUCCUCACUUCCAUGGGCCAGACGGCCCUGGCAGGGGGCAGCAGUAGCACCCCUACCCCACAGGCCCUGUACCCUGACCUCUCUUGUCCCGAAGGCUUGGAGGAGCUGCUGUCUGCUCCCGCUCCUGAUCUGGGGGCCCAACGGCGCCACGGGUGGAACCCCAAGGACUGCUCAGAGAACAUCGAGGUCAAGGAAGGGGGGUUGUGCUUUGAGCGGCGGCCUGUGGCCCAGAGCACUGAUGGGGCCCGGGGUAAGAGGGGCUACUCUCGGGGCCUGCACGCCUGGGAGAUCAGCUGGCCCCCGGAGCAGAGAGGCACCCACGCUGUGGUGGGCGUAGCCACAGCCCUCGCCCCGCUGCAGGCUGACCACUACGCGGCGCUGCUGGGCAGCAACAGCGAGUCAUGGGGCUGGGACAUUGGGCGGGGGAAGCUGUACCAUCAGAGCAAGGGGCCCGGUGCCCCCCAAUAUCCAGCCGGACCUCAGGGUGAGCAGCUGGAGGUACCGGAGAGGCUUCUGGUGGUUCUGGACAUGGAGGAGGGAACUCUGGGCUACGCUAUUGGGGGCACCUACCUGGGGCCAGCCUUCCACGGACUGAAGGGCAGGACCCUCUAUCCUGCAGUAAGCGCUGUCUGGGGACAAUGCCAGGUCCGCAUCAGCUACCUGGGCGAAAGGAGAGCGGAGCCACACUCCCUUCUGCACCUGAGCCGCCUGUGUGUGCGCCAAGCGCUGGGGGCUGCCCGGCUGGGCCAGGUAUCUACUCUGCCUUUGCCCCCUGCCAUGAAGCGCUACCUGCUCUACCAGUGACCCUGUGAUACCACAGAUGCACGGGGCCUUAAUGCCACCCCUCCCCGGGGGCCAGAGGGGAGGCACUGCUGGCCUAGACCAGCUACUUAAAACCAGUGAGGCUCGGGAGGGGAAGUGAGGCUGGGCCCCUACCCCAACCCAAGCUCUGGGGAGCUCAACAGCCCCAGAGCCACCCAGGGGAUGAAGGAAGGGAGCUGUUGUUAUUCAGGGCUGUGGCAGCCUGGUAUACAAGACAUUUUUUCAAGUAAAAAUAAGAGGUAUGCUGUUGUA